This is a messenger RNA of Emericellopsis cladophorae, 4356 nucleotides long. RefSeq lists its product as uncharacterized. The record is from RefSeq and is a predicted model, not a curated record. Gene Ontology annotation, biological process: DNA-templated transcription. Lineage: Eukaryota; Fungi; Ascomycota; Sordariomycetes; Hypocreales; Bionectriaceae. The coding region runs from base 1 to 4356 and encodes 1451 amino acids. The transcript is spliced from 2 exons. Gene Ontology annotation, molecular function: DNA-directed RNA polymerase activity; DNA binding.
AUGGCGACCGUUGUCGACACCAUCGUCAAGCAACAGCUUGUCGACAAGCUGCCUAAGCAUUUCAAAGGCAUCAAAUUCGGGAUCCAGUCCAAUCAAGACAUUGCCAACCAGGCUGUAUUGGAAGUCUCCGACCGAUUGCUCUAUGAUAUUGAGAAUAACCGUGCACCGUACCGCCACGGACCACUCGACCCGCGCCUCGGCACUUCAAGCAAACAGGGAAAAUGCUCAACCUGUCUGGAACCGCUGAACAACUGCACUGGCCAUUUUGGCCAUGUGAGACUGCCUCUUCCGGCCUUCCACGUCGGGUACCUGCGUUUCAUCAUGUCGAUCUUGCAGGAGAUCUGUAAGGACUGUGGCCGAGUCCUGCUUGAAGAACCUGACAGGCGGGCUUUCUUGAAAGAGCUCCGACGGCCGUACCUGGACAACUUGCGGCGCACCCAGAUCUGCAAACGCAUCAACGAACAGUGCCGCAAAGUGAAGACCUGCCCAUAUUGCGGGUCGGUGAACGGGCAGAUCCGCAAAGUCGGCGUGCUGAAGCUUACCCACGACAAGUUUGUGGCAUACAACAAGUCAACUUCCGCAAAGAAAGUCCCGCCGGCGAGCAAGAUCAAGUUCGACAAUUCCUUCCGUGAUGCUCGUCAAGGCAACCCUGAAAUAGAUAAACAUCUCCGCAAGGCCAUGGAAGAUUUGAACCCACUGCGCGUUCUCAAUCUCUUCAAAAUGAUCAGUCCAACUGACUGUGAGCUUCUGGGUCUGGAUCCUGCCGAGGGCCGCCCAGAAAUGUUCAUCUGGCAGUUCCUACCUGCCCCGCCGAUCUGUAUCCGACCAUCCGUGGCCCAGGAUAACGCAAGCAAUGAAGACGACCUGACCACGAAGCUGGCUGAUAUUGUGUGGGUCAGCGGCAUGAUCCGCUCUGCUUUGCAAAAGGGCUCUCCGGUACAGACCAUUAUGGAACAGUGGGAAUACCUUCAGACGCAAAUUGCGUUGUAUGUCAACAGUGACGUGCCAGGUCUUCAGCAGCCCGGGUUUGGCAAGACCACUCGCGGGUUUUGUCAGAGGCUGAAGGGGAAACAGGGCCGUUUCCGCGGUAAUCUUUCCGGCAAACGUGUGGAUUUCUCAGGCCGUACCGUCAUCUCCCCUGAUCCGAACCUCGGCAUCGACCAGGUAGCCGUGCCCCAACUGGUUGCGAAGAAUCUGACCUAUCCGGAACGCGUAAAUCGUCACAACCUGGAGAAGUUGAGGCAGUGCGUUAGGAAUGGCCCGAAUGUGUGGCCUGGUGCGCAACAAGUGCUUAAAGGAGGCAACGCGGAUCACAAAUGGUCCCUGAAGUUUGGUGAUCGAGACAGCAUGGCCAAAGCCCUGACAGCCGGGGACGUGGUCGAGCGGCAUCUGGAAGAUGGUGACGUGGUGCUAUUCAAUCGUCAGCCCUCACUUCACAAAUUGAGUAUCAUGAGCCAUUUGGUCAAGGUGCGCCCAUGGAGAACGUUCCGCCUCAACGAGUGUGUUUGCAGUCCAUACAAUGCCGAUUUCGAUGGAGAUGAGAUGAACCUGCACGUUCCGCAGACGGAAGAAGCGCGCGCGGAGGCUAUCAACCUCAUGGGAGUCAAAAACAACCUUGCGACCCCGAAGAAUGGCGAGCCGAUCAUUGCAGCGACACAAGAUUUCAUUACAGCGGCCUUUCUGCUCAGCAGCAAAGACCGCUUUUUCGAUCGCAAGACCUUUACGUACAUUUGCAAUCACAUGCUUGACGGGAAAACGCACCUGGAUCUACCACCUCCAGCAAUCAUUGCGCCGCAAGCGCUCUGGACUGGCAAACAGAUUUUCAAUAUUCUCAUCCGGCCCAACAAAGAGUCUCCCGUCAUGAUCAACUUUGAUGCCAAAUGCCGUGCCUACAAAGCACGACCUGGUGUACACCCGGACAUGGAUCCCAAUGAUGGAUGGCUGGUGGUGCGAAACUCCGAAGUCAUGUGUGGCCGCAUGGACAAGUCAACUGUCGGUGAGGGCAAAAAAGACUCCGUCUUUUAUGUCAUGAUGCGAGAUUUCGGACCUGAGGCUGCCGCACAGGCUAUGAACAGACUGGCAAAGCUGUGCGCAAGAACACUUACAAACCGCGGCUUCUCCAUCGGCGUUGGUGAUGUUUUCCCAACAGCGAGUCUCAAUGUCGAGAAAGAAAAGCUUGUUGAGGUGGCCUACAGGCAGUGCGACGAUCUGAUCGAGCGCUUUAAGAAGAACGAGCUCGAGAAAGCUCCUGGAUGUAAUAUGGAACAGACCCUCGAGAACGCCAUCUCUGGUAUUCUCAGCAAAGUUCGGCAGCAGGCCGGUUCGUACUGCGUCGACAACCUGAGUCGCAACAAUGCUCCCCUCAUCAUGGCCAAGUCUGGCUCAAAGGGUUCAGACAUUAACGUUGCUCAGAUGGUCGCGGUCGUAGGACAGCAGAUUAUUGGCGGCUCUCGUGUCGCUGAUGGUUUCCAAGAUCGAACCCUACCUCAUUUCCACAAAAAUGCGCGCCAGCCUCCUUCCAAAGGUUUCGUCAAGAACAGUUUCUACACUGGGCUUUUUCCCACCGAGUUUUUGUUCCACGCCAUCUCUGGUCGUGAAGGCCUGGUCGAUACCGCCGUCAAAACCGCUGAAACUGGCUACAUGUCUCGUCGCUUGAUGAAAUCCUUGGAGGAUCUCUCAACGCAGUACGAUGAUACUGUUCGUACUUCUGGAGGCGGCAUUGUCCAAUUCCAAUUCGGAGCCGACAAGCUCGACCCCGUCGAUAUGGAAGGGAGUGCAGAGCCGGUGCAUUUCAAACGUACAUGGACGCACGCUGAAGCCGUCACUUGGGACAAUACUGAGCGGUCGUUGAGCCCUACCGAGAUCAGGGAAUUCUGUGACUCCAUGUUGGAGAACGAACGCAAGCGCUUCCCUAGACGCGGCCUACUUCGCAACGAGGACCUACCAUACGAAGACUCCAGUGACUACGCAGUUGACGAGCACGAGAGUGCCCGAAACUUCUUGCGAGACAUUGAGAAUCACGUUGAGGCCAUGGCAGCAAAGUUGGAAAAGGUCCGAAAGUUGGCUGGCAUUGAGGGCGACGAGACGGACAACCCCGUUGCUUUAGCUCACUGCGAGAGGACGGCAAAGGUGUCAAGAACCACCUUGAAACUCUUCAUCCGCCUUUGCCUCGAGAAGUACAAGAAGGCACACGUCGAACCUGGCCAUGCGGUUGGCGCAGUUGGCGCUCAGUCCAUCGGUGAACCUGGUACCCAAAUGACCCUGAAGACGUUCCAUUUUGCUGGUGUUGCCGGCAUGAGUAUUACGCAAGGUGUACCCCGUAUCAAGGAAAUUAUCAACGCAUCAAAGACCAUCAGUACACCUGUCAUCACCUGUCCGCUGGAGAAUGACAGUGAAAUCGCCGCGGCCAGGGUCGUCAAGGGCCGCAUUGAGAAGACAUAUGUCGAAGACGUUAUCAAGUACGUGGAGGACGAGUGGCGCACCGAAGAAGGCAACGUCGUCUUGCGUAUCGACAACGCGGCGUUGUCGGAAAUGCAGCUGGGCAUUGGCGUCCAUGAUAUCGCCGAGGCAAUCUGCAAGCAACGCAAGUUGAAGGUCCAGAGGAGCGACUUGAGUAUUUUGUACGAUCCCGACGAGGGCAGCCGUAUCAGCAUCCGCGUCCGGGACGCCAGUACCAUGGCGCCAAAGCGCGUCACCAAAACCAAGUCGGCUGCUGAUGAGGGCGACAUGCUCCUCAGAGCUAACUUUUUGCGACGUGCGCUGCCCUCGGUUCCCAUUUCUGGAUACCCCGAGGCCACGCGUGCCAUCAUCCAGACCUCGGAGAAGGGCACAAACACCGUCCUCGUAGAAGGAUAUGGCCUUCGCGCUUGUAUGACCACGGAGGGUGUGAUUGGUGUCAAGACAAAAUCCAAUAAUGUUAUGGAGUGUCGCGAAAUUCUUGGAAUCGAGGCCGCACGUUCGACCAUUGCUUUUGAGAUUGGGGAGGUCAUGGGAGACAUGAAUAUUGAUCCUCGACACAUGCAACUUUUGGCAGAUGUCAUGACAUACAAAGGCGAGGUGCUUGGCAUUACACGUUUCGGCUUGUCAAAGAUGAGAGACAGUGUCCUGCAACUGGCUUCUUUCGAGAAGACGCCCGACCAUUUGUUUGAGGCUGCGGCUGGCAUGAAGACGGACCAGAUUGAGGGAGUGAGCGAAUGUAUCAUCAUGGGGCAGACGAUGAAGGUUGGCACUGGUGCGUUCCAAGUUGUCCGUCGCCUGGGCAUCCAGCCCAGUCGCUUGUCACGGAAGCCCACCGUCUUUGAGGAUUCUUGGGCGUCCGAGGCGGCAGCCAAGAAGCAGAGCCGACUACGAGUGUGA